This is a messenger RNA of Salvelinus fontinalis (brook trout), 5090 nucleotides long. RefSeq names its product ubiquitin carboxyl-terminal hydrolase MINDY-1-like. The coding region runs from base 1112 to 2779 and encodes 555 amino acids. The transcript has 10 exons. Gene Ontology annotation, biological process: protein K48-linked deubiquitination. NCBI's taxonomy places the organism in Eukaryota, Metazoa, Chordata, Actinopteri, Salmoniformes, Salmonidae. Gene Ontology annotation, molecular function: cysteine-type carboxypeptidase activity; K48-linked deubiquitinase activity; cysteine-type deubiquitinase activity. Gene Ontology annotation, cellular component: cytosol; cell periphery. The record is from RefSeq and is a predicted model, not a curated record.
CACAAUCAUUUAAUGUAGCUGGUGUUUGACUAAUUCGCAUAUUUGCUGAGUAUUUUGUUUUUUUCCCCCGAAAUAUUUUUGGUUUGCAUAUUAUACUAAAUGUAUUUUAUGUUUGUAGCUUGGUGCAUGACAUCUACAAAUGAGUUUCCCCCAUGUGGUUAAUGCAGCUCGUGACAUCAUUGUUUACAGACUGGUCACAGAUAUACAAAUAUUUGCUGUGGUAGUACAAGAGGAAGUAAAAAGGAGUAAGCGAAUUCAAGAUAGCGAACGAGGAGACCGUGGAAUGUAAAUAGUAUGGCUUAGUCAGCCAGCGAAGCUCAACGUUUUCUGUUGAUUGGACCAACAGCAGUCUGAAUUUCACUACUUUUGUUGUUGCCAUUUACGCUGUCAACUGGCUUCAUGGUAUGGUACAAUUUCUAAGAAUAUGGUUACUCGAAUUCUCCAGCUGAUAUUUUCAGACGAAGCUAAGAAGUCAACCAUACCGCAUUGAUAUCCUAAAAACAUACUGAGUCAUCCAUGUCACGAGGCAAGGAACAAGCUUGACCAGCUUCAUCUCCCUUGUCACUUGUCCAUCUCUCUGGUGUAUUCCAUUGUAUAGUCAGGAAAAGCACAUCUCUCAUAACCAGAUACGUUUUGCCUCCCCCAAAGAUAACUUUGCUCUAGUUUGCAGCUGUACCUGCAAUGGACAGAGGCAGUGCCUGCAAAUUAUCUGUAAGAUAAUUGUACUUUUGUUAAGGUUAAAUUGAUAAAUAUUUUGUGUAAAGAUCAUUAUCUUUUGUUAGAGGAAGUUUUGUGAAAUCCACUCUGUCUUACAGUCUGAAUGACAUAAAACCGACAGAGCGACUGUGGAUUCUGCUGUAGCCGUCCAUCAACCCUGUUUUGCAAACUAAGGACACUGUUACUCAGGAAUACCAGGGAACUGAUUGUCGGGUAGAUUUCCCUCAAGGUUCACCUAGAAGUUCACUGCCAACUUUUAAAGCCAUGAAUAUACUUAAUGUAAAGGGCUGAGUUUGUUUUUCUACGCUUAUACAGCCUAAGCCUGAAGUAGUCUUUACCGACGAUUUGGCCUUAUUUUCUAUUGAUUAAGUGCUACAUUGAACAUUACCCAGCUAUGGCGGAUUCUGGCACUGAGAUAGUCGGAGGAGAUCUCCUGAGCGUUGUCAAAGAUGACUGCUCUCUGACAGCGGCCAUUUCUGAAGAGGGUGGCCUUCCACCAGGGUCCUCUGUGGCUAAAGAAAGCCACAAAGCAGAGCCCUUGGACCGUGAAGAUUCCACCAAAGUCCCAUCAGUCAAGACCCCAAUUAUGGAAGCAGAAGGUUCUGACAAACACAGUGGAACCGCACUCACGCCAGCCGCCACGUGUGCCACCAUGUCUGAAAACGGCACAACAGAAGACGCUCAAUCCACCCCGCAGAGCCAAACUCUGACCGAAGUGAAUGGGGAAAGCUCAGAGGCCAUGUUUGGAAGGUCGGACGAGAAUAGCCAGUCGGCUACAAGCGACUCUCCCUCCUUCUCCAUCCGCAGCCUGGAGUUCUUCGAGGACAACACUGGGAAUGACGAGCCAUUGUCGUCCUACUCUGCCCUGGGCAACGAGGGCCGCUCCCCCUCUGCUGACAUCCCCGGCCUGGUCAGUGACGUCCUGGCUGCCGCAGCCACGGGAGGGGCCACCGCCGCCCCGGACCCAGAGCCCAUGAUGCCGGCCUACUACUUUGUGAAAUGGAUCACCUGGAAGGAGAAGAAGACACCCAUCAUCACGCAGAGUGAGAACGGGCCCUGUCCCCUGCUGGCCAUCAUGAACACCCUGUUUCUGCGCUGGAAGGCCAAGCUACCCGCCCAGACAGAAGUAGUCACCACAGAGGACCUGAUGGCUCACCUUGGAGAGUGCGUAUUGUCCAUCAAACCCAGGGAGAAGGCUGAGGGAAUGGAGCUCAACUUUCAGCAGAACAUGAGCGAUGCCAUGGCAGUUCUGCCAAAGCUGUCCACGGGCCUUGACGUCAACGUGCGCUUCACAGGCGUGUCGGACUUUGAGUACACACCAGAGUGUAUCGCCUUUGACCUGCUCGAUAUCCCGCUCUACCAUGGCUGGCUGGUGGACCCUCAGAGCCCUGAGAUGGUGGCAGCGGUGGGAAAACUAAGCUACAACCAGCUGGUAGAGAAGAUCAUCGGAUACAAGCAUUCGGACGACAGCAGCCGUGUCAGUGAAGGUUUGGUGGCAGAGCAGUUUCUGGAGUCCACAGCGACCCAGCUAUCGUACCACGGACUUUGUGAGCUCAACACUACAGUCAAGGAGGGCGAGCUGUCCGUGUUCUUCAGAAACAACCACUUUAGCACUAUGAUAAAGCACAAGGGCCACCUGUACCUGCUGGUGACAGACCAGGGCUUCCUGCAGGAGGGGGGGCUGGUGUGGGAGAGCCUACACAACGUGGAGGGCGACGGCAACUUCUGCAACUCAGACUUCCGCCUGUGCCACCCGCCCCAGAGGAGCGUCCUCGUGACACAGCCCGACAGUCUCACGCCCCAGCAGCAGCAGAGACAGAUCGACCAGGACUACCUGGUGGCCAUGUCUCUGCAGCAGCAGCAGGGGGCGGCCCCGGGGCCCCUCAGUGACCUGGACCUGGCCAGACGGCUGCAGGAGGAGGAGUACCAGCAGCAGCAGCAGCAGCAGCAACAAGGUCCCUCCCAGGCCCCAGCACAGCAGGUGAGAGGUCAUUUGGCAGCCAAGCCGGGAGGUCAGAGGAGACGGGAGAAAAAGGAUGAUUCCGACUGUGCCAUAUUAUAGCGAACACCUAAACUUACCCAAGUCCCCAUUAGCCUGCACUUCAUUGCAUUAAGCCAACCCCUAAUACACACACACAGUUAGGGGAUUGUGCCCCUGCCAUCUCAAUGCCAAACUCACCCUUCACACUAAACCUAACCUCGAGGUUGUACCUCACUCACUACCUCCCCAUCUCUCACCCUUGUUCUUCUUUGAACAUACAGGCCAGAAGGUGGCAGUACUAGUUCCGCUUUGCUAGACCACAGAAUAUAAUCUAAAUGUGAAUUGAGGUUGCAGAGAGGAAAUCCAAUGCAGUUAGUUGGUUACAGCAGCUGAUAAUCAUCCAAGACACGUCACAACCCAGGUAGAGUCACACAUCAGGGGUUGUCUUCUAUUCAGCUAUCACUGCCCCUCUUGAGAAAUAUGAGAGAAGUUUGUAACUGUGGUCUGGUUUGGUUUCUAUGGCAAUGAGGCAGGCAGUGGUCUGAUUUGUAAGACAAGUGGACAGAAAGUGAAGGUCUAAAUUUGAAAGGGAAGUCACUACAGCCCUGACCAACUGAUGCAUCUUAAUGGAUGAUGCAACUUUUGAAAUGGCAAAAAGUCGCCUUAGAAAGCCCUGUUUUUAAGCAAACUGUCGGGUAGUCGUCAUCUGACGCAUUUAAGCCAUGAUGGAAACUUGAGUACAUUCCUGUCCUAUACAGAACAAUGCACAAUUAUGCCUGGGUCGAGAAGCGGACUCUGCAAGCCCGACGAACGAACGAAGAGAUGGCCUUGAGGGCAGUGUUCCCCAAAGUCCUAUCUGUGGUGGUUGUAAGCAUGGGCUUUACUUUUGCUGUCAUAUAGUGUACUAUGCUGUAGUUAGUAGCAGGGAGGAAUUAUGCAGAAGUAGAAUGGUAUGGGCAGUGAAGGGGUUCUGCUGGAGCAUCUUUUGUGGAUGACUUUUAAGAUCAGUGGGGGGUUAAAGAUGACUAUAUGGGAAUAAGAAUUAAAGGUCGAAUGUAGCUGUUUUUAUCUCAAUUUAAAAUAAUUGCUAGGUAAGAAUUUAAAUGGUCAAAAAGAAACAAAUAGCUUAGGAAAGAGCCAUAUCUGGAGCAAGAAUUUUGAUAGGACUGUCUGUCUGCGAGUGGUCUGAGUGGGGAGGGGAAACCUGAAAAUUAGCUGAGAGGUUUGGAACUCUUUCUUAUUGGUCUAUUAACCCAUUUCAGGCAGGCCGAAAUUUCAUCCCACCACCACAGGCUAACAUUUCUGAAUAUAACAGUAUUAUUCCAACAUCAGUGUGGAAGUAUAUAUAUAUACACACUGAACAAAAAUAUAAACGUAGCAAUUUCAAUAAUUUUAAAGAGUUACAGUUCAUGUAAUGAAAUCAGUCAAUUGAAAGGUAAAUAAAUUGGGCCCUAAUCUAUGUAUUUCACAUGACAGGGCAGGGGUGCAGCUAUGGUUGGACCUGGGAGGGCAUAGGCCCACCCACUUGGGAGCCAGGCCCAGCCAAUCAGAAUGUGUUUUUCCCAACAAAAGGGCAUUAUUACAGACAGAAAUUCUCUAAAUGACAUUAUGGUAGAGAAAUUAACAUAACAUUAUCUGGCAACAGCUCUGGUGGACAUGUCUGCAGUCAGCAUGCCACUCAACUUGAUACCUCUGUUGCGUUGUGUGACACAACUGCACAUUUUAGUGGCCUUUAAUUGUCCCCAGCACAAGGUGCACCUGUGUAAUAAUCAUGCUGUUUAAUCAGCUUCUUGAUAUGCCACACCUGUCAGAUGGAUGGAUUAUCUUGGCAAAGGAGAAAUGCUCACUAACAAAUCAAAUGUAUUCAUAUAGCCCUUCUUACAUCAGCUAAUAUCUCAAAGUGCUGUACAGAAACCCAGCCUAAAACCCCAAACAGCAAGCAAUGCGGGUGUAGAAGCACUAACAGGGAUGUAAACUAAUUUGUGCACAAAAUAAGAGAUAUGCUUUUUGUGCGUAUGGAACAUUUCUGGGAUCUUUAACUUCAGCUCUUGAAACAUGGGACCAACACUUUACAUGUUGCGUUUAUAUUUUUGUUCAGUCUACAUAAGACAGGUAAAUCAUGUUUUUGACUGCACUGGGCCUUCAAGCAAAUCUGGUGCUUGAACCAACUAUGAGAAGUCUGCAUUUGAUUUACAGCACUUAACAAUAAAGUUCAGGCACUUAAUUCAGUUUUGAGACAGUCGGCUAUACAGGGCCUUUUGAAGUAGCUUUAGGGGGACGGGCUUUUAGCAACACUACAGAAAUAGACCACACCUUGACGCCAAGUGUUAAUCGUCACCACUUGCUUUGAAUUUAAUUUGUCAUGUCAGUAAAGGAAAAUCUAAACAAAUCA